Filobasidium floriforme is the source of this 711-nucleotide messenger RNA. RefSeq names its product Der1-like family-domain-containing protein. The transcript is spliced from 7 exons. NCBI's taxonomy places the organism in Eukaryota, Fungi, Basidiomycota, Tremellomycetes, Filobasidiales, Filobasidiaceae. Gene Ontology annotation, cellular component: Hrd1p ubiquitin ligase ERAD-L complex; endoplasmic reticulum membrane. The record is from RefSeq and is a predicted model, not a curated record. Gene Ontology annotation, molecular function: misfolded protein binding; ubiquitin-specific protease binding. Gene Ontology annotation, biological process: endoplasmic reticulum unfolded protein response. Bases 1 to 711 code for a protein of 236 amino acids.
AUGGCGGCGAUACAGCCGGGAGCUGCAGCUGCCGGAGGCGUUCGCGGGAAUGCCAAUAUUCCCGGUCUGCAACAGUGGAUCAUGGAGAUUCCUCCUGUCACCCGAGCUUGGAUCAUCGGUAGCGUGGCUAUCAGUAUGGCGGUACAAUGUAAAUACGUCGCACCGCUGCAGCUCUACUUUUCGUACAAGUCGGCUUUCCAGAACCAUCAACCCUGGCGACUGGUGACGGCUUUCCUAUACUUCGGACCGGUCACCCUGGAUCUAGCCUUUCAUCUGUUCUUUAUCAUGAGGUAUUCGAGACUAUUAGAGGAAAACAACUUUGCCGGCAAAAAAGCGGAUUACCUUUGUCUGCUGAUCUUUAACGCUAGCAUCCUGCUCGUGAUAUCUCCACUUUUGACAUUACCGUUCUUGUCGGCUUCAUUAGCCUUUUCUUUGGUAUACAUCUGGUCGAGGAGGAAUCCGUCGCAGAGGCUGAAUAUCUUGGGGUUGGUCAAUAUCACCGCCCCGCACCUUCCUUACUUCUUGAUGGGAUUCUCGUACUUUAUGUACGGAGGUUGGGACGCGUGCAUGGGGGAUGCGGUUGGGGCAGUCGCAGGUCACAUAUAUUACUUUCUGAUGGAUGUUUGGCCUCGCGAAAUGUGGUACCCGGGCGCGAGCAAGGUGGAAAAGGGAAACGUUGAGGGUCCGAUCAAGGCACCGCGGUGGAUGUAA